Molecule: messenger RNA, 1758 nt
Organism: Oncorhynchus mykiss (rainbow trout)
Lineage: Eukaryota; Metazoa; Chordata; Actinopteri; Salmoniformes; Salmonidae
Source: RefSeq, a predicted model, not a curated record
UGUGGCGAGGAGUCACUGCGGUCUUCCUCCUCGUUGUCAUUCUCAACUGCCAAAUCACAGAAGACAGAGUGGGAAUUUGCACUCCCAUUCCUUCUGAGUUACCCGAGAGUACUGCUCAGCCCAUUGUAAGAUGCUCAGUCAUUGACAUGAGCGAAUCUACUAAGCCAAAAACAAUGGUGUGUGAUGCCAGAACAAGCAUGUUUGCCAUAGCCGAUACCAUCAUGAAGAAGGUAUAUCCAGAGGCAGAAGGGCAGGUUACAUCUCACCCUGAUCUAACAGAUCCAAUAGCUAGACUGGAGGAGCUCAUAUCUCAGGGUAGGAUUGGUGCUCUCUCCCGUGAUCUCAGUCACCAAGUCAACCGCAUAAUUUCUGAUAGCAACUUGACCCCUCUGGGACUGACAGUGGCGGCUGGAAAGAGUGCAUCUGAUACCAUCCUUUCGAAGCUGAAGAGGAAUGACAAGGUGGGGAAGCCCACAACUUACGAGCUGGUUCAGCUGUUUGUAGAGGAGUCUGUUAAGUGCCUCCUGCUUCCUAGUUUUGUGCCCUAUUCAACUUCAAUGAGUUUGGCUCAGGGGGCCAAGGUGUUGGCUAGAGUGUCUGAAGAUAGAAUUUCAUGCUCUUCUUCUUCUUCAUCAGUAUUUAGUGACAGUCAGUCUCUUUACCAAAGUUAUGGUAAGCCAGGUCAUGUACUCUGUGGAUUCUGAUGCAGAAAGUAGAGGAUCCUCUCCAACUGAAUCUCUCCAAACAUCUGAACCCACUAUAUCUGAUGUAGGCAAUCUAUUGAGUGGCAAGUCCUCCCCUCGGCUGUCUCCUUCUGGCACCAUUAUGGCAACAAGCGAGACCUCCAAUGCAGCACAAAUCUUGAAGGCCAACAUUGAUGGAGAGGAAGUGGAUACCACCAGUCAUUCUGGUGUAGCUCAAAACAUUGUCAGGGACGAUAUGUCAACCAGCCCAGACAUGGUCAAAGAUGUCACACUUCCAACCCCAUCCUCUGAUAACUUGGGCAGUGAUGAUGACGUCACCGGCCUCAUCAGCGUGUUAGUAAUGAGAAUUCUAACAGAAAUCCAAACCCCAGCAGAAGAUUACCCAGUUGACGUCACACGCAAGUCACAAGACCUGAUCCCUAAAGUUAUGGAGGUCUUCUGUGCAUGGUCAGGCUGCUCUGAGACACAAGCCUAUCCAGAGAACUUGAGGAUUCAUAAAGUCUACAGAGUCGUCUAUAAAAAUCUGUUGGAGGAGUUUGGCUCUGAGAAAAUCCUCCAACAGGCCGUGUCGACUCAGGACUCUUCAUUUGAUAGGAUUCUUGUCAAGUCUUUGAGUGAAGCGCUUCUCCACAGAUGUAAUGAGGCAUUGAGGGCAGCCUCAAGAACAUCAGUCAAAACCACCGGGCCUAAGGCUCUUCCACUGGCUGAGGAUGUGAGGGCUAGCAGCGGGAAACUAUCUUUUCUACAAAGGCUGGUCAGGCUGACAAGCAACUUAAAGCUAUUCAAGAAGGGGAACAAGAAGGAUUCCCACCGCUCUGAAUCAGAACAAGUACAGACCACUGCUGAAGAUGGCAUGCUGCCCAGCAUAGUGCCACAUGCUGCCAUGUCUGCACUGCCAAAGGAUCUCCCCGCCAGCUCCCAACAGGAGACGCCUCACAAACGUCCACUUCUCGUCAGGAUGUUUUCUGCCAUCUCCAAAGGCCUGUUCAAGCCCUUCAAACAGUCCUUAAAGACCAAGUAACUUCAGACAAUUUAUUAAACGUCAUUCAUUGCA